Molecule: messenger RNA, 1083 nt
Organism: Homarus americanus (American lobster)
Lineage: Eukaryota; Metazoa; Arthropoda; Malacostraca; Decapoda; Nephropidae
Product: 26S proteasome non-ATPase regulatory subunit 8-like
Exons: 6
Coding region: 57-863 (268 amino acids)
Biological process (GO): proteasome-mediated ubiquitin-dependent protein catabolic process
Cellular component (GO): proteasome regulatory particle, lid subcomplex; nucleus; proteasome regulatory particle
Source: RefSeq, a predicted model, not a curated record
AUUGUUGUUGUGGUCGAGUCAUCGUUGGAGGGAAGGACUGUGGUGUGUUGGUCGUCAUGAGCCGAGAAAGUGUAGUUAAAAGUGUGGUCUCCACCUACGAGAAGCUCAAGAAUGAGUGGUCCAAGAAGAAUAGGAAUCUGGAGACUUGUGGAAAAUUGUUAUCUGAUAUAAAGGUUGAAUUGACAAAGCUUCAAUUCUUACCUUCAAUGGGACACAGCGUGUCGAAGGAGGAACUGCUGGUAGCUCGAAAUACCCUUGAGAUUGGUGCAUUGUGGAGCAUUGCCAAUAAGGAUAUCCCAUCCUUCGAGCGAUAUAUUGCCAUGCUUAAGAUAUACUAUAUGGACUACAGGGAGCAGUUGCCCGAGUCACCCUACAUGUAUGAGCUUCUUGGUUUAGACUUACUGUGUCUCUUGGCCCAGAACAAAGUAGGAGAGUUUCACACCACCUUGGAGCAUCUGCCUCCACCAGCUGUCACCGAUAAUGUUUAUAUCAGACACCCAGUUGCUAUGGAGCAGUACCUUAUGGAGGGAGCAUACAACAAGAUCUAUUUGGCAAAGGGUGAGGUUCCAGCAGAAGGGUACAAAUUUUUUAUAGGAGAGCUGUUAGCCACUAUUCGUGAGGACAUUGCCGACUGUGUUGAAAAUGCCUAUGACAGAAUCAGACCAGAGGACAUUGGGAAAAUGUUAUAUUUAUCAAGCACGAAGGAAAUUCUCCAGUAUUGUGAGCAGCGUGGAUGGCAAGUGGGCACUGAUGGUUAUUUGCAUUUCAAGAAAGAGGUACGGAAGAGUGACGACAGCAUCCCUUCUAAAGAGUUGGCGAACCAAAUGAUUAAUUAUGCUCGAGAAAUGGAACAAAUUGUAUAAUGAAACUCACUAAGUUUUCAGUCAUAAGGUUUUCAUUUUCGAUUUUAUUUAUUUUUUUUCUAAUAACAAUACUGUAUGUAAAUCAUCUGUAAUCGAUUUAUUUUCAGUACUAUCCUUUUCACUUAGUUUCAGCUGCAUUCAAUUUCAAAUCUGUAGGAUUCUUUGGCAUGUAAGGCUAUUUCUCUUUACUGAAUUUAUAAUAAACCUUUAGAAAUCUUGA